Nerophis lumbriciformis (worm pipefish) is the source of this 728-nucleotide messenger RNA. RefSeq names its product cystatin C (amyloid angiopathy and cerebral hemorrhage) (gene cst3). Gene Ontology annotation, molecular function: cysteine-type endopeptidase inhibitor activity. Lineage: Eukaryota; Metazoa; Chordata; Actinopteri; Syngnathiformes; Syngnathidae. The record is from RefSeq and is a predicted model, not a curated record. Gene Ontology annotation, cellular component: vesicle; cytoplasm.
AGCUCUUUUAUAUAGUAACCCAAAGCCAAGCUUGUAGUUGCUGUUAAGAGUUCGGGGAACCAGCUAGUUUCGCCAUGUUUUGGAAGAUCGCUUUCCUCGUCUUUGGGGCAGUUUGCGCCGUGGGUUUUGCCAGUUUCGUCGGAGGCUUCACAGAUGGGGAUGUCAACGACGAGCAUGUGCAAAACGCCCUAAACUACGCCAUCGUCGAACACAACAAGGCCUCGAACGAUCUGUACCUCAGACAAAAGACCGAAGUGGUGAAGGUCCAACAGCAGGUAGUCAGUGGCAUGAAGUACAAAAUUACUGUGAGAAUGGCGAGAACCUCUUGCAGGAAGGGUGGCGCACAGGAACAAUGCGAAGUCUUCCAAGACCCAGAAAUGGCUAAGCCCUACGUGUGCACAUUCAGUGUGUGGAGCCGCCCAUGGAUGCAUUUCAUGCAGCUGGUAGACACAAACUGCUAGGAAACGAACCACGAAGGAAACCUUCAAUGUUUCAGAUUACUACCGCCACCAUUGUUGUUUCCUGUAAUUGAACCGCAAAAUACUUCUUUAUUCUGCUAACCAUAUUUUUUUUUUAGAUUUUAGAAUCGAUGUGAGAAUCCAUGCAGUAUUAUUUUUGAUCUUCAGAGUGAAACGAACUAACGACAAAUAGAUGUGCACUUUUUUUCCUAAUUAGCAUUUUAUGACCAAAAUGUGUUUCAUAAUAAAAUUAAAGCACCUUUAAACAAC